Messenger RNA from Uloborus diversus, 1713 nucleotides. RefSeq names its product dihydrolipoyllysine-residue acetyltransferase component of pyruvate dehydrogenase complex, mitochondrial-like (gene muc). Gene Ontology annotation, cellular component: pyruvate dehydrogenase complex. Lineage: Eukaryota; Metazoa; Arthropoda; Arachnida; Araneae; Uloboridae. Bases 83 to 1564 code for a protein of 493 amino acids. Gene Ontology annotation, biological process: pyruvate decarboxylation to acetyl-CoA. The record is from RefSeq and is a predicted model, not a curated record. Gene Ontology annotation, molecular function: dihydrolipoyllysine-residue acetyltransferase activity. The transcript is spliced from 12 exons.
AUGUCUCGCUCGACUCUGACCUUACCAAACAUUGAUGGUCGCCCGGUGCGUUUGAUAGGAUUAGUUUUGGAAAAAAAUUUGAAUGUUAAAGAUGUUUAGGUUUAGGAAUAUCGUUUCCUAUUGUGCUAGAAGUCAUUGUAGGAAAAUAGAUCUAAAAUUGCUCCACACUAGUAGCCGCCGAAUUUCUUCGUCCCUUAGGUUAACAUUGUGCUAUGCGAACUCUACAAGUGUGCACUGUAACCGUAUAAAAGGAAAAACUAAUUUUUUAUCAUCAGUUAGAAAGUUUUCUUCUGAUGGCCUCCCUUCCCACCACCGAGUGCCCCUCCCCGCCCUCUCCCCCACCAUGGAAAUGGGCACCAUAGUCUCCUGGGAGAAGAAGGAAGGGGACAAGCUGAACGAAGGGGACCUGCUUGCAGAGAUUGAGACGGACAAGGCCACCAUGGGCUUCGAGACCCCCGAAGAGGGAUACCUGGCCAAGAUCCUGGUCCCAGCAGGGACCAGGGAUGUUCCUCUGGGCAAGCUACUUUGCAUCAUAGUAUCCAAUGAAGAGGAUGUGGCGGCGUUCAAGGACUUCGUGGACACGGGAGAACCAGUUGCUGCCAAGCCCCCCGCACCCCCCGCAGCUGCACCACCACCACCGCCCGUCUCUGCUCCUCCCCCUCCCGCAGCCAUCCCCCAUGCGGCUGCGGUGGCUCCUCCCUCUUCAUCCAGGGUGUUUGCCAGUCCCCUCGCCAGGACGCUGGCUGGUGAAAAGGGCAUCGAUCUUGCGGGGGUGAGAGGGUCCGGUCCGGACGGCCGCAUCAGGGCCCAGGAUCUGGAGGGGGUCUCCCCCUCUGCUGCCCCCCUAUCAGGAGUGGCGCCCUCUGCUGGAUACGUGGACAUCCCCCUCACUAACAUGAGACAGGUGAUUGCACGCAGACUACUUCAAUCCAAGCAGACGAUACCCCAUUACUACCUCUCUGUGGACGUGGUUAUGGACAGGAUAUUAAACCUGAGGAAGGAUCUCAACGACAUGCUGGGUAAAGAUGGCGUCAAGCUUUCGGUGAACGACUUCAUCCUCAAGGCUUCAGCCCUCGCUUGCAAGAAGGUGCCGGAGGUCAACUCUUCGUGGCAGGAGACAUUCAUCAGGCAGUUCAACAGUGUGGACAUUUGUGUGGCUGUCAGCACAGAGGCAGGCCUCAUCACACCCAUCGUCUUUUCUGCCGACUCCAAGGGUCUAUCUACAAUCAGCUCUGACAUGAAAGCUCUGGCUGCCAAAGCUAGGGAAGGCAGACUGAGGCCCGAAGAAUUCCAGGGCGGCACUUUUACUGUGUCUAACCUGGGCAUGUUCGGAGUGAAGAACUUUUCUGCUGUCAUCAAUCCUCCUCAGUCCUGUAUCCUUGCUGUGGGAGGAACAGAAGACACCAUCAUCCCCGACGACAGCAGGGAAUCCGGCUACAGGACUGCCAAGGUGAUGAGCGUGACCUUGAGCUGCGACCACAGGGUUGUGGAUGGGGCUGUGGGGGCUCAGUGGCUGGCACACUUCAAGAAGCUGCUGGAGAGGCCGGAAACCAUGCUGCUCUGAUGAGCUGCCCAGUCGUCACGAUCAUCCUUAUUUGAUUAGCUUCCUGCCGUGCGGCAAACGAAAAGUGCAAUGGACUCUUCCCGCUGCCGUGUAAUGGACGGCGAAUUAGAUUGAUUUGUAUUUCCCGUUGAAUAAAAUUUAUUUAUGUU